Messenger RNA from Drosophila takahashii, 1558 nucleotides. The record is from RefSeq and is a predicted model, not a curated record. Lineage: Eukaryota; Metazoa; Arthropoda; Insecta; Diptera; Drosophilidae.
AUUAACGUGCCAUUGGAAGUGGAAGAGAAUUGAAAUCGCGCGCUGUUUCGUUCGCUUGUUUUUAUGCCAAAGUCCAUGGCUGGAUCGCUCAAUUAGUCGCCUGGAACCGGACGGAUUAGCUCAGCGACGCCAUUAACCAGUGGGUUUCUCUCGCCAAAUUCGAAAUGUCAAGAACAGAAAUCCGAACGUAACGAACAACGACCAUAUCGCUUAUCUUGCGCCGCCACGAGAUAGUGGCUAGCCUGCUCCUCCACCUUGCUUGGCUGCCCAUCGGAUUUGCAUCGAUGUUUGGAGCCAUGCGGCUUUUUCACCUGUCCGUUUGCCUCGUUUCACCCACUCCCAAACACACACAGCGUGCCCAGGGAUUGCCGUCGCCUCGAAUUCUGGAAAUACUGAGCCACCGAGCCGUUGUAGCCGCCGCCACGCCCACUCCGGGGCCCCAAGAAUCUCCGGUUUCGAGCCAGUGACGCCAACGUGGUCGCCCGCCGUCGUCAUCAACGUCGUUUCCGUCGAACUGCGAGAUUAUUUAAUGUUGGCCGCAAGUCUUCUGGCUCGCAGAAACGUUCUAGACCUGCCGGCGUUCAAUUCAUGGAGGACGCUCCUCCGGACCGCAACACACCGCCCAUCAUCCACGGCAGCGCCUAAAAUUCAACCCAAAGAGGUUCAGCCACAGCUGCAAUUUACAAGAGGAUUCACUGCCUCCAAAGUAAUGGAUACGCCGGCGGAUGUUUUCCGCGGCCUCACGGAUCGCUUUGCGGGAGUCACUGUUGAUGGUCGCGAGGAGAAGGUGGAUAAAGACAGCUUCCGGGACAAACUGAAAAAAUCCCUGGACUUUUGGACAGCGAAUAAGAACCGGGCGAUCUGGUUCCGAGUGUACCAGGAGCAGGCCGACUGGGUGCCCAUUCUGGCGGAGAACGGCUUCGACUUCCAUCAUGCCCGGACCGGAGUGGUGACCAUGUACCGCUGGCUGCCGGCGGACGAGUCCAGCAACCUGCCCAACUUCGCCCACACGCUGAUGGGCGUCGGCGGACUGGUGAUCAACGAGAAGGACGAGGUCCUGGUGGUGUCCGACCGGUAUGCGAUGAUACCCAACAGCUGGAAGCUGCCCGGCGGCUAUGUGGAGCCGCGGGAGAAUCUCAUCGAUGCGGCCAUUCGCGAGGUGGCCGAGGAGACGGGAAUCCGCACCGAGUUCCGGUCGGUGGUCAGUCUGCGGCAUGCCCACGGCGGCACCUUCGGCUGCUCCGAUCUCUACGUGGUCAUUGCCCUGAAGCCCCUCAAUCUGGACUUUAAGCGGUGCGAGCGGGAGAUUGCGCGACUCCAGUGGAUGCCCAUUGCGGAGUAUCUGCAGCAUCCGCAGGUGCACCAAACGAACAGGCAGUUUGUGCGCACGUUUCUGGACUACGAGAAGCGCGGCCUGACCAUCACAUGUCGCGACGAUGUGCACCAGGUGCUCAAGAAGAAGUACAACCUGUAUUACGUGGAGGAGGAUCAAAAGAAUACAUAAGACUAGGCGGUUCAAUGGCCAAAUCCUUAGUGCAAUUUCUAUUAAGUUUUUUUC